CCCGGACCGUUUUUUCGACCGGACCUAGAAGAAGUUGGUGUGCUGAUCAUCUCGCUCAGAAACGUGUCGUUGUCUCUGUGGUCACCGGCCCCCGUUGAGCCAGAAAAAUGCCCAAAAAGAAAACCGGUGCCCGGAAAAAGGCUGAGAGUCGAAAGGAGCGAGAGAAACAGAGUCGAGCCAACCGGGAACAUAUCCAGGUGGCCAAACACCCCUGCAACUUUAACAUGGAAUGUGACAAAUGUCAGAGAAAACAGAAGAACAGAGCUUUCUGCUACUUCUGUAACUCAGUGCAGAAGCUGCCUAUCUGCGCUCAGUGUGGCAAAACCAAGUGCAUGAAGUCAUCAGAUUGUGUGAUCAAACAUCCUGGGAUCCACAGCACUGGAAUGGCCAUGGUGGGUGCAGUAUGUGACUUCUGUGAAGCUUGGGUGUGCCACGGCAGGAAAUGUCUUAGCACUCAUUCCUGCGUGUGUCCUCUGACUGACGCAGACUGCAUUGAGUGUGACCGCAGUGUGUGGGAUCAUGGAGGGCGAAUCUUCCGCUGUUCCUUUUGUCAAAAUUUCUUGUGUGAGGAUGAUCAGUUUGAACACCAGGCAAGCUGCCAAGUCCUUCAGGCAGAAACAUAUAAAUGUGUUUCCUGUAAUAGACUGGGACAGCACUCCUGCCUGCGCUGUAAGGCCUGUUACUGUGAUGACCAUGCCAAGAGUAAAGUCUUCAAACAGGAAAAAGGAAAAGCUCCACCCUGCCCCAAGUGUGGUCACGAAACCCAGGAGACCAAAGACCUCAGCAUGUCCACCCGCACGCUGAAGUUCGGCCGCCAGGCCGGAGCUGAUGACGACGACGAUGAUUACGGAGCGUCAGGUUACGAUUCCUACUGGAAGAACUUAGCAUCUGGAGGCGGAGACCAACAGGACGACUAUGGAGAGGAGGAUGAUGAUGAUGAUGAGGACGAUGACGAGGAGGACGAUGACGAGGAGGAGGAAGAUGAAGAGGAAGAAGAAGAAGGUGAAGAGGAAAAGGUCGCUGAUUCUGUGGCUGUUCUUAAACUGGACGGGACUGCCUAAACUGAGACAGAGACUAGAGAAACCUGUACAGUCCCAACAUGAUGAUUGUUACACGUCAGGAAUGAAUAAAGACAUACAGAGGAAGAAUUGCAGAGUAUAGUUGGCAUAACUGGGGCUGGGUAUCAACACUAGGGCUGUUACGACACACAGACUCUUUACCUAACUAGAAGCGUCGGAAUUAAAAUAUUGAGCAAGUUUUGAUUUUAAUCAGAAACUGACUUAUAAGAACAUAAGUAAACUGUUAUAAAUUAUUAAUCUGACCUGACAUCCACUGCCAACAUACAUUCCUUGUUUUUGAUAAUAAAUGGACAUAUUUCAGUUGGUACUGAAAAAGUAUAUAAAAUUCUAUAUCCAGUCCUGGAGACGUCUUGUUUUCUGCUUUUGUUGUUACAUUCAGGGCCCUCGAGGGGGACAUAUAGACCAUUUACAUUUUGACACAAACAAGUAACAGAGUUGCAAACAAUAAAUUUGCAUUUCAAAGUUUUGUUUGAAUGAUUUUCUCAAUGUUCUUUAACAUAGAAACACAGGAAUCAUAAUAAUGUAACAAUGCUGUAUAGGUUUCUGUUAUGACAAUCAGUUUGAAUUAUUUCAACUUGGA
This is a messenger RNA of Morone saxatilis (striped sea-bass), 1659 nucleotides long. RefSeq names its product zinc finger protein 330 (gene noazfp). The record is from RefSeq and is a predicted model, not a curated record. Lineage: Eukaryota; Metazoa; Chordata; Actinopteri; Moronidae. Gene Ontology annotation, molecular function: zinc ion binding. Gene Ontology annotation, cellular component: nucleus.